Messenger RNA from Dufourea novaeangliae, 984 nucleotides. RefSeq names its product DNA oxidative demethylase ALKBH1 (gene AlkB). Gene Ontology annotation, cellular component: nucleus; cytoplasm. The coding region runs from base 1 to 930 and encodes 309 amino acids. Gene Ontology annotation, biological process: oxidative RNA demethylation. The record is from RefSeq and is a predicted model, not a curated record. Lineage: Eukaryota; Metazoa; Arthropoda; Insecta; Hymenoptera; Halictidae. Gene Ontology annotation, molecular function: ferrous iron binding; oxidative RNA demethylase activity; broad specificity oxidative DNA demethylase activity. The transcript is spliced from 3 exons.
AUGUUCAAAGAUAGCUUUAAGUAUUACAAAAGUCGAAACCCACCUCCUGAUUUGAAAGAUGUAAUCGAUUUGAAUGGUCCAAAUGGCAGCAAAGUUAUACGGAAGACAUGUGUUGGAGGGAAGUUCCUGAAUGAAAAAUGUGAAUUAGGAUUAAAACCAGUUAAAGAUUGGCAGGUUUAUGAAUUUGUAGGUAUUCCAGGACUCAUCUUUAUAAGAAAUCCGUUUACCACUGCUGGUCAGCGAUAUUGGAUUAUAAAAUGCUUAAAAGACUACUCAAGGAAACCAAGUAAAUUAAAUCUAGAUGCUCAUGAUGUUUUGGAUAACAUUGAAACUUGGUGGGACAUAUGCCUUACCACUAACAAGGCUAAAGAGUUGUUACCAAAGUUGCGUUGGGCAACACUAGGAUAUCAUCAUAACUGGGAUACUAAAUUGUAUUCAGAAGUAUCUAAAACAGAAAUGCCUACUGAAUUGUCACUGCUGACUUUGUAUUUGGCUGAAGCUUUGGACUUUGUGAACUUUAAAGCACAGGCAGCAAUCAUCAAUUACUAUAGGAUGAAUUCAACCUUAGCAGGACAUACUGAUCAUUCUGAAGUUAAUGUUGAUGCACCUUUGUUUUCUAUAAGCUUUGGUCAAACUGCAAUAUUUUUAAUUGGGGGGCAUAAGCAGGAUGAUGCAGCCAAUGCCAUAUAUUUAAGAAGUGGAGACAUAGUAGUAAUGUCUGGAAAAUCACGGUUAAGGUACCAUGGGGUACCUAAAAUUCUACCAGCAACUGUUAUACCAUGGGACCAAGAAGACUCAAAUAAUAAUGAGGAGCAGCAUUGUAAAUACCUACCUGAUGACUGGAACAAAGCAAAGGUCUAUAUUUCUCAAGCUAGAAUAAAUAUGAAUGUAAGACAAGUACUGAAACCUGGACAGUCAGCCUUGUUAUAAAUUAUUGUUCAGAGUCUUUGUGUACAGUUUUAUUAAAAAUACUUAUAUCAAUUA